Messenger RNA from Paraphaeosphaeria sporulosa, 6521 nucleotides. RefSeq names its product polyketide synthase-like protein. NCBI's taxonomy places the organism in Eukaryota, Fungi, Ascomycota, Dothideomycetes, Pleosporales, Didymosphaeriaceae. Gene Ontology annotation, molecular function: phosphopantetheine binding; fatty acid synthase activity; 3-oxoacyl-[acyl-carrier-protein] synthase activity. Bases 329 to 6205 code for a protein of 1958 amino acids. Gene Ontology annotation, biological process: fatty acid biosynthetic process. The record is from RefSeq and is a predicted model, not a curated record. The transcript has 2 exons.
CUACUACGGCGAGAACAUCACAGAACUGCCAAACCCUGCCAACACGAGAGCCGUUGGGUUGUGCACUGGUCAGAUCGCAGCGUCCAUAAUUGCGUCCUCCAGGAGUGUUGGCGACUUGUUGCCGCUCGCUGUCGAGGGCGUCCGAAUCGCUUUCCGCACGGGCACUUGCGUCGGUACCGUGGCAGACGCGAUCGACAGCUCACCAGAGAGCUGGUCUACGAUUGUAGCCGGAAUUUCUGAGAAUGCUGCAAAAAGUGCCAUCGCCGACUUCCACGUCGAGAACAACAUCCCUUCGUCGGCACAGGCAUACGUUAGCGCCGUUAGCGUGAUGGCCAUUACCGUCAGCGGUCCCCCUUCCACCACCAAACGCCUCUUCGCGGAAGUGGACGCAUUCAAGAGCAACACCCGCGUCGCCAUCCCCGUGUAUGCGCCUUACCACGCGCCUCAUCUCUACACUUAUGCCGACAUCGAGCGCAUCUUGAGCAUUCCCAAUGCCGAGCUCUACAAGGCCGCUCGCCCUCAGGCACUCGUCCACUCUGCCGCCGACGGCCAGUGCCACAGGGCCACCAACGCCCUCGAUCUCCUCCGAAGUGCCCUGAGCGAGAUGCUCAUGGAGCCUGUACGAUGGGACUGCCUAUUGGAGGAAGUCGUUUCCCAGAUCACCAACGUGAACAAUGCCGAGGCGUCAGUCUCCGCCAUCGGUGUCACCAACGUUGUGAACAGCCUCGCCUCCGCCCUCAAGGCCAGCGGUCAAUCUUCUGUCACCAUCCGCGACCACACUGCUUGGUUUGCGAAGCCCGACCAUUAUGCAGGCCGCACUCAGAACGACAAGAUCGCCAUUGUCGGCAUGGCUGGACGCUUCCCCAGUGCUGCCUCCCACGAGCAGCUCUGGGAGUUGCUCGAGAAAGGCCUCGAUGUUCAUCGCGAGGUUCCCACUGACCGUUUUGAUGCCCAGGCUCACUGCGAUCCUUCCGGCAAAGGGAAGAACAAGAGCCACACUCCUUACGGCUGCUUCAUCGACGAGCCCGGAAACUUCGAUCCUCGUUUCUUCAACAUGUCGCCUCGCGAGGCCGCUCAGACCGAUCCUAUGGGUCGGCUCGCCCUCACGACUGCCUACGAGGCUCUGGAAAUGUCAGGGUAUGUUCCUAACCGCACACCCUCCAGCAAGCUGGAGCGUAUCGGUACCUUCUACGGUCAGACUUCGGAUGACUGGCGUGAGAUCAACGCUGCCCAGAAUGUCGACACCUACUUCAUCACGGGUGGCGUGCGCGCUUUCGCACCUGGCAGAAUCAACUACUACUUCAAGUUCUCUGGACCUUCGUACAGCAUUGACACCGCCUGUUCGUCAUCUCUCGCUGCCAUUCAGCUCGCUUGCACGUCGCUUUGGGCCGGUGACUGCGACACCGCCUGUGCCGGUGGCCUUAACGUCUUGACAAACCCUGACAUUUUCUCCGGACUGAGUAAGGGUCAGUUCCUGUCCAAGACCGGUAGCUGCAAGACCUACGAUAAUGAUGCCGACGGCUAUUGCCGUGGUGACGGCUGUGGUACUGUCAUCCUUAAGCGCUACGAAGAUGCCAUCGCCGAUAAGGACAACAUUCUAGGAUGCAUCCUUGGAGCUGCUACCAACCACAGCGCUGAGGCUGUCUCCAUCACCCACCCCCAUGCUGGCGCGCAAGAGUACCUUUACAAGAAGGUUCUUGCUAAUGCCGGUAUCGACGCUCAUGAGAUUAGCUACGUCGAGAUGCACGGAACUGGUACUCAGGCUGGCGACGGCAUUGAGAUGACCUCAGUCACUAAUGCUUUUGCACCACGCAACCGUCAGCGCAAGCCUGAUGAGACUCUCCACCUCGGCGCCAUCAAGGCAAACAUUGGUCACGGCGAAGCUGCCUCCGGCAUCAACUCCCUCGUCAAGGUCUUGAUGAUGAUGAAAAAGAACGCCAUCCCUGCCAAUGUCGGUAUUAAGGGCGUCAUGAACAAGACCUUUCCCAAGGACUUGGCUCAGCGCAACGUCCACAUCGAGACCGAGCAAGUUCCCUGGCCUCGCAAGGGCGCCGAGCCACGAAAGCUGUUCUUGAACAACUUCUCCGCAGCAGGAGGCAACACCGCCGUUGUGCUAUCUGAUGGUCCUCUGAAGGAGACUCCCAUAGGUGUUGAUACUCGUACUUUGCAGACCGUCACCGUCACUGCCAGAUCGAUAUCAUCGCUCAAAAAGAACAUCAACAAUCUGAUCCAGUUCCUCGACCAGAACCCUGAGACUACGCUUACCAGCUUGGCAUACACAACCACUGCUCGUCGCAUCCAGCACAACUAUCGUGUCGCAAUCUGCGUGGACGAUAUUAAGAAGGUCAAGGACGCCCUGAAAGCUCAGCUCAAGGACUCCUACAGCCCCAUCGCGAUGGUGCCGACCAAGACGGCCUUCACUUUCACUGGACAAGGCUCCCAGUACACUGCUCUCGGAAAGAAGCUUUACGACGAGCUGGACACCUUCAAGGCAGACAUUGAGCAGCUCGACAAUCUUGCUCGUAUGCAUCAGCUACCGUCCUUCCUUCCCUUGUUGGACGGCACCGAUGUUGCAACACUCUCGCCUGUUGUCGUGCAGCUCGGCAUGGCCUGCAUCCAGGUCGCGUUGUCUCGCAUGUGGUCUGGCUGGGGAGUCAAGCCUCUCGCUGUGAUUGGUCACAGUCUCGGUGAAUAUGCAGCCCUUCAUGUCGCUGGCGUUCUUUCUGCCAGUGAUAUGGUUCUGCUCGUUGGCCGACGCGCUCAGCUCCUCGAGGAAGAGUGCACGGCUAACACUCACGGCAUGCUUGCUGUGAAGGGCAGUGUUGAGGCCAUCAAGGAGGCUCUUGGUAGCGACAUGACUGAGAUCGCUUGCAUGAACGGCCCCGAAGAGACUGUGCUUUGCGGCACCAUUGAAGUCAUUGAGUCCACCAACGGCAAGCUUGCCUCCGAGGGCUUCAAGGCUACUAAGCUGAACGUGCCGUUUGCCUUCCACUCUGCUCAGGUCGAGCCAAUCCUUGAGAAGUUCAAGGCCGCCGCGGCAUCUGUCGUCUUCAACAAGCCGGAGGUCCCAAUCCUUUCUCCUCUGACCGGAGAAGUCAUUCGCGACUCUGGUGUCAUCGGACCAGACUACCUUGCCCGCCAUGCGCGCGAGACUGUCAACUUCUGGGCUGCUCUUGGCACCGGUAAGGAUGAGAAGGCUUUCGACGAGAAGACAGCUUGGGUCGAGAUCGGUGCCCACCCGGUCUGCAGCGGCAUGGUCAAGUCCUCCCUCGGGGCGUGGAUGCCCACUACUGUGGGGUCUCUGCGCCGUAAUGAAGAUCCGUGGAAGACUCUAGUCAAUAGUAUCUCCACACUCUAUCUGGGUGGUGUAUACUUUGAUUGGAACGAGUACCACCGGCAGUUCAACGAUGCCCAGGAGCUUCUUGAGCUCCCUACCUACUCAUUCGACGAAAAGAAGUACUGGAUCGACUACGUCAACAACUGGACACUGACCAAAGGCGAGGCUCCUAAGGUCGCUGAGGCCAAGGCUAUUGAGCCAUCGCCUAUGCCUGUUGUGUCCAAGCUUUCCACCACUUCUUGCCACCGUAUCGUCCGCGAGGAACUUCACGCCAACUCCGGAACUGUUGUCGUCCAGUCCGAUCUGUCCGAUCCUAAGCUCAAGGCUACUAUCAGCGGUCAUCAGGUCAACGGCAACCCAUUCUGUCCUUCGUCGCUAUACGCCGACCAGGCUAUGACGGUUGCGGAUUACCUGUACAAGCAGCUGCGCCCCAAUCUACCUACUCCUGGCUUGAACGUCUGCGCUAUGGAGGUGACGAAAGGGUUGGUCCCCGAGUACCCAGCCCCUCCUGCUGGACAGCAUCUCCAGAUUGAGGCUACGGCUGACCUUGAGACCAACGAGGUCUCGAUCAAAUAUCGUACUGUCCCUGCUGACGGGUCCAAGGUGCUCGCUGAGCAUGCCGUGGGCGCUGUCAAGUAUGAGGAUGUCAACGCCUGGAAGGAGGACUGGUCGCGCAUUCAAUUCAUGGUGCAGAGCCAGAUCGACACGCUCACGCAGAAGCUCCAGACCGGUGCUGCACACAAGGUCCUACGCGGCAUGGCUUACAAGCUCUUCAAGGCCCUCGUCAACUACGCCGACAACUACCGUGGCAUGGAGGAAGUCAUCCUUGAUGGCAAGACGACCGAGGCGACGGCCGCUGUCAAGUUCCAGACGACCCCAGCAGACGGCGAAUUCUUCUGCUCGCCGUACUGGAUCGACAGUCUUGCUCAUUUAUCUGGCUUUAUCGUCAAUGCAUCUGAUCAUCUCGACUCCGACAACUCGGUCUACAUCUCUCACGGAUGGGGCUCCAUCAGGAUCUCCAAGACCUUGUCCCCUGAGAAGAAGUACCGCUCCUAUGUGCGCAUGAUGCCCCAGCCGAACAAUGUGUCUGCUGGCGACGUGUACAUUCUUGAGGGCGAAGAGGUCAUUGGUAUGGUCACUGGAUUGAAGUUCCAGAACAUCCCGAGACGCGCUCUCAACAUCAUGAUGCCGCCGCCUGGCGCCGCAAAGGCUGGUGGUGGAGCCGCAAAGGCCACCCCUGCUAAGUCUUCCAUUGCAGCCCCUGCUCCCGUCAAGACCCAGAGCGCUCCGGCAAAAGCUGCAGCCAAACUCGCAGUAAAGGCCAAGGUGGUCAAGGCUCCGAAGACACCCACCAACACCAUCACCAAUCGGGUGAUGAAGAUCAUUGCUAAGGAGACCGACGUCCAUAUGUCGGAGCUCGUCGAUGAGGCUGCCUUCGAGAACCUCGGCAUUGAUUCCCUCAUGUCCCUUACUAUCUCAGCGAUAUUCCGUGAGGAACUUGAGAUGGAGAUCAGCUCCACUCUUUUCACAGAUUACGCAACCGUCGGUGAGAUGAAGAAGUACUUUUCCCAGUUCGAUGGUGGAGUCCCUCUCACCGAUGAUGACGCCGAGUCUGAUACCACUGAGGAGACCUCGGAUAUGUCCACUCCCUUUGAGGCCGGUGUAGCCAGCACUCCUGCCAGCUCGGCCCCCAGUGUCUCUGGCGACGUCAAGAUCACAGAGUCCUAUGAGGUUGUCGAAGGCAAUGCGAGCCUUGCUCGCAGAAUCAUCGCCGAGGAGAUGGGUGUUGAUGUCUCUGAGAUCACCGAUAAGCUCGACCUCUCCGAGAUGGGUAUGGACUCUCUCAUGGCCUUGACGGUUCUUGGAGCUCUCCGCGAGCAAACCGGUAUCGAUCUCCCCUCUGAAUUUCUGACCACCAAUGUCACGAUUGAAGACAUUGAGAACGAGCUCGGCAUGCGUCCUAAGCCCAAGGUCGAGACCACCGCCAAGGUCACCUUCAAGAACACCACAAAGCCAUCCAAGCCCCAGCUCGCUGAGGUGAACAAGAAGCUCGAGAAGGCUAUCGAUGUCUCGACCCUUCCUCCAGCCAAUUCGGUCCUGCUUCAGGGCAACGCCAAGGUCGCGACGAAGAAGUUCUUCCUCAUACCCGACGGCUCAGGAAGCGCCACCUCAUACGUCUCCAUCCCCAGCAUUUCUCCCGACAUGGCCGUGUUCGGUCUUAACUGCCCGUUCAUGAAGUGUCCGGAUAAAUGGACCUGCGGUGUCGAAGGCGUCUCAGCCCUCUACCUGGCCGAGAUCAAGCGCCGCCAACCCGAAGGCCCUUACAUCAUCGGCGGCUGGUCAGCCGGCGGCGUCAUGGCAUAUGAAGUCGCUCGCAUGAUCGUCGAGUCUGGCGAGAAGGUCGAGAGUCUUGUGCUCAUUGACGCACCCUGCCCCGUCGCGCUUGACCCGCUUCCCGCCCGGCUUCACAUCUUUUUCGAUCAGAUUGGGCUCCUGGGCACGGGCAAGCCUGGCGGCACCCCCAGCUGGCUCCUUCCGCACUUCGCCUCGGCGAUUCAGAACCUCAAGGACUACCAGCCACUGCCGAUGAACCCCAAGAUCGCACCACCCGUGCUCGCCAUCUGGUGCACCGAUGGUGUCUGUCCCAACCCUGAUGACCCCCGCCCGCCCCCGGGCGAGGGAGAGGACCCCGCACCCAUGAAGUGGCUGCUAAACAACCGCACCGAGUUCGACGACAACGGCUGGGCGCAGCUGCUGCCGAAGGAAAACUUUGAGUACGCUGUCAUGGGCGGCAAUCACUUCACAAUGAUGAAAGGCGAGCACGGUGUCACACUAGGCAAGCUCAUCCAGAAAGGCUUGAAGCUAUAGCCGUCACACACCACAUCAUCCAUCUCUACGUUAAUACGAGAGACUGCAUGCAUUUCACCCGUUCAAGCGUUGAACCUUGGAAUGUGGGCGUUUUUGGGUCUGGUUUUCUAUUCUAAUUUGUAUACUGCAUGCACCACUUUCUUCGGUGUGGGAGUUUGGUUUGCUGGGGUGGGCGUUUCGGUGGUUUCGAAGCGUUGUGGACUUUUGUUCGCUUUCUUUUUCAAUGUGUUCACGUCUAAUGUUCUACUUUGACUGCGAUGCGUUACGUGUACAUGACUACCUUUUCUUAGACCAAUACCAAGAGACUACUUCACGA